AUGACAGUUAUUCCUGUUCUUCAUACGCCGCCGAGCGUGAAAUCUUUCCCGGAUGUCCUCCUUGCUUUGUUGGGGAUGAGCAUUGCUCUAAUCCCUAUCUACUAUGUAGGCCUCAUCGUUUAUAACAUUUACUUCCAUCCGCUGUCGCACUAUCCGGGUCCAAAGUCUAUGGCAGCAACACGGAUACCUUAUAUGCGGAUGGUUCUCAAGGGGCAGUGUCCACAGCAGACCCUUGCUCUGCAUCAGCAGUACGGAAACGUAGUUCGUAUCGCACCAAACGAACUUUCCUUUGCAGAUGGUGAUGCCUGGAAACCAAUCUAUGGUACUCGUGUCGGCCAUGGUCAGAAGCGAAAGGAUACUCGCUUCUAUCCCCCAACCGCUGGAGGUGCUCCUAGUAUCAUUCAAUCCAACGAUGCAGACCAUUCACGCUUCCGCCGAUUGUUGUCGCAUGCUUUCUCCGAUAGCUCACUGCGGGGCCAAGAGCCUAUCAUCAAGACCUAUGUCGAUCUCUUGAUGCAACGUUUGCAAGAGCGGAUCGCAACUGGGAACAACGUCUUCGACUUGAUGACCUGGUACAACUUCACGACGUUCGAUAUAAUCGGUGACCUGGCCUUCGGGGAGUCAUUUGACUGUCUCAAGAACGUGCAAUAUCAUCAGUGGAUAUCUAUCCUUUUCAGCUCUAUCAGGUACGGUGCCUAUUCAAAUGUUGCUCGUCGACUUCCAGGGUCCAGCUACAUCCUUCCCCUCAUUACACCCAAGAAAAUUAUUGCCCAGAGAGACAUGCACGUGGCCUUGACCUCUGAGAAGAUCAAUGGCCGAUUGGCAAAGUCAAAUGAGAGACCCGAUUUCUUUGGGAACAUCUUGAAGCACCAGAAUACCGAAAAGGGAUUCACUGUCCCGGAGAUGAUCUCCAACGGAAGCACAUUGAUCAUUGCAGGUUCCGAAACCACGGCGACUCUGCUUUCUGGCGUGACUUAUCUUCUCCUGAGGAACCCACGUGUACUCGCCAAACUGCAAGAUGAAAUUAGGUCGGCUUUCACGACGGAGGGACAGAUUACCUUGGAAUCUUGCAAUAAGCUAGAAUACUGCCUCGCAGUACUCACCGAGACAUUUCGAAUGUAUCCUCCCGUCCCAGUAGGCUUGCCGCGGAUCGUCGAUGCCCAGGGUGACAUGAUAUCUGGGAAUUGGGUACCAGGAGGUACGGCCGUCUCAGUCUCCCAGUUUUCAGCCAAUCGCUUGUCUACCAACUUCACGGACGCCGAAAGCUUCAUCCCCGAGCGUCAUCUGGACGAUCCGCGAUUUGUGAAUGAUAGCAAAAACGCAAUGCAGCCGUUCAGCUUCGGUCCCAGGAAUUGUAUUGGACGAAACUUGGCGUAUGUCGAAAUGCGCUUGAUUCUUGCCCGUAUGGUCUUCAACUUCGAUAUGGAACUCGAUCAGCCUGGAACCGACUGGAUGGAUCAGAAUUGUUUUACGCUGUGGGAAAAGCCGGGUCUGAUGGUCAAAUUGCACCCGCGUCAGACGGUGGCCACUUGA
This is a messenger RNA of Penicillium brevicompactum, 1533 nucleotides long. RefSeq names its product cytochrome P450. Bases 1 to 1533 code for a protein of 510 amino acids. Gene Ontology annotation, molecular function: monooxygenase activity; heme binding; oxidoreductase activity, acting on paired donors, with incorporation or reduction of molecular oxygen. The record is from RefSeq and is a predicted model, not a curated record. The transcript is spliced from 4 exons. NCBI's taxonomy places the organism in Eukaryota, Fungi, Ascomycota, Eurotiomycetes, Eurotiales, Aspergillaceae.